CACCCCGAUAUUUUGCCAGCCCUAAUGUAUGUACAUUUAGAAAAGGAGAAAACAAUGGACGAACUUUUGAAUGAGGUAGUGCCACAAGAAGAUUUAGAGAGAUUUGAAAGAAAAUAUCAUCACGAGCUGGAGUUAGACGGUGAAGUUACCACGGAGACUAAAUUCGAGUACCCAAAUAAGUAUGCAUUUUGUCUUGUUCGAAGUCGAUAUACUAACGAUAUAAGGAAGGGAAUAAUGUUUUUGGAGGAGUUGGCCCGCACACAUACAGAGGGAAGGCGUGACUAUAUUUAUUAUCUUGCUUUUGGAAAUGCUCGUAUUAAAAAUUAUGAUUUAAGCUUAAAUUACUGCAGAGCAUUUUUGGAAAUCGAGUCAAACGAGCAAGUUCGGUUGCUUGAGGAGUACAUUAAAAAGCAAAGUGAUAAAGAAAUAGCGAAGGGCAUGGCUGUUGCGGGAGGUGCUGCACUUGUUCUUGGUGGAAUUUUGGGAUUAGGAUUUGCUAUGGCUCGAAAUAAGCAAAAGCGGGAUAAACCAUAAUUCCACACCGCGGUUUUUACGGGAUUUUGUUCCAUACAAAGAUGCGAACAUGGUGAGACUAUCUCUGGCUCUUCGUUUAUUUAAAUUCUUCUAUUCCCAUAUUAGAAUUUAGUAAGCACACGAAAUUGUUAACAUUUGUUUUUAGUCUAAAUCAUUAUAUGUCUAUAUAAAAAAAAAAUUAUUUAAAAUAUCGUAAAA
Drosophila bipectinata is the source of this 732-nucleotide messenger RNA. It is a transcript of the gene Fis1, whose product is annotated as fission 1 protein. Gene Ontology annotation, biological process: autophagy of mitochondrion; peroxisome fission; mitochondrial fragmentation involved in apoptotic process. The record is from RefSeq and is a predicted model, not a curated record. Gene Ontology annotation, molecular function: protein binding. Gene Ontology annotation, cellular component: mitochondrial outer membrane; peroxisomal membrane. Lineage: Eukaryota; Metazoa; Arthropoda; Insecta; Diptera; Drosophilidae.